Molecule: messenger RNA, 1138 nt
Organism: Theobroma umbraticum
Lineage: Eukaryota; Viridiplantae; Streptophyta; Magnoliopsida; Malvales; Malvaceae
Source: RefSeq, a predicted model, not a curated record
UGUCUGAAAAGCGUCCGGACCCACAAUUUGGAAUGACCAUCCGGCAAACUGAUCAUGAACUCAGAAUUUCUCCAUUCUGACGCGGUUUCUCCAUACCACCACGUCUCUUUUAUAUUCACUUGUUUUCCACUAACUUAGUUUCAGGUUUUGGUUCUUUACAAUUAUCUUCCUUCCAGUUUCUCACUUCUUAAUUCUUUUCGCUGCCAAGCUAAUUUCAAGUAAAGAAACAUGUCGUAGCUCAAUCCAUUAAAUUUCCUCGAAAGAAAAAGCAAGGAAAAGGAAAAACAAGAAGAGAGGACGUUGUUCAAGCAGGGCAAAAAAUGGAGAGCAUAGUCAUAGACAGGAGAGCAAGGUGGAAGAAUCUGAAACAAAGGCUAGGAUUGAAGGCUAUGGGAUGCUGCGGAGCCACCUGGAGUCCCAGAGCCAGAAUUUCAACCAUAUCAAUCCUAGAAGAAGAUGAAGAAGAAGAAGAAGCAGCUGAAAGCCAGCAAGUGAUUAUCAGUAGGAGUGGCAAUGUCGUAAAUAAUCGUAUUCAGAAUGAAACAGAGAACAGUGCCAGCACCCCGCUUUUGGUGGGCCAGCAGCAACAGCAGCAAGUGCCCACAUCAGGUUCAGGAAUGAACUUGGCAAUGGCGCUAGCAGCGGAGCGUAAUUUGCGGACAACAAACGUGGGACCCAGCCCCACGGAGGUCAAGACAUUGAUGAGAUUGAUUGAAGAAACGGACGGCGUUGAUUGGAAGAAGAAAAGGAGAGACAAUGUCGUUAAUGUUGAAGGUGUAGGAGUGGGAGGACUAGGAGGAGGAGGAAGCUGCGAUUGGAUGUGCUGCGUGUGCAUGGAGAGGAAAAAAGGAGCGGCGUUCAUUCCAUGUGGGCACGCAUUUUGCAGGGUUUGUUCCAGGGAAGUGUGGGUCAAUCGGGGUUCAUGCCCUGUCUGCAACCGUUCCAUUCUCGAUAUUCUUGACAUUUUCUAGAUUUCAGAGUUUUCAGACCCUCUUUGUUCUUGCUUAAGCUUUUUGCUUUUCCUUUAUUUUUUUUUUCGUCGUUUUCAUGGAGAUUCCUGAAAAUAUUCUUUGAGGGGAAUUUUACCUGCCAUGUAAGAUGAAAACAAUACGACAACACUUUCAAACUGGUUUUGCUA